GAUUAUCUCCGUGGACAAAACUUUCAGUAUUCUCGAUGUUUUACACCAUGAACUGUAGCCUUUGUUUUUGCAGCGUAUUCUAGGAGUUAAUUGUCAAAUGUAUCUUUUAUUCUGUUUUAUUAGGCAGUCUGAAUAAAAGCAAAACAUGUUAACGUACACAUGACAGCAUAUAUUUGUUUGUAAGUGAUUAAACGCCAUUUCCUUACAUGUUUCGAUGACUCGCGUGCUUCAUGGACAUACCUGCGCACACAUGUCGAGGGGCGUUCCCGGCAGACCAAUCAGAACCCUGCAAGCAAAAACCACACAGAACGGACGAAAUGCGAAGGAAGCCGACGUCUGAACAUUAUUAUUGCACAAGCAAAAGCACAUAAAAAAAGCAAACACACCGUCUCCAAUAUACUGAAGUUUUGCAAUUAGCAAGUUUUUUCUUUUUCAACAGUUUUGGUGACACAGCAUAUUUUUCUUCAAUGUUCGAUUCACUUGAAAUAACUUUUAAAUAUGGAAAAUAAAAUGUACAUGAUUGACGAAAUGCAAUGAAACGGAAUAAGCCCUCUUUAAGGGGGCGGGUGCACCUAAGCGUGACUCAGCGGAAGCCGCCCCACGGUGAUCGUGGGCCGUUCUACCUGACCGGCUUUGGAAAUGAGUUCUCCUCUGAGGAUCCACGCUGCCCCGGAGCCCUUCCGGAAGGACAGAACAAUCCACAGGUGUGCCCGUACAACCUGUACGCUGAGCAGCUGUCUGGCUCCGCCUUCACAUGCCCGCGCUCGGCCAACAAGCGCAGCUGGCUGUACCGCAUCAUUCCCUCCGUGCGGCACAAGCCCUUCACCGUAAUGCAUCAUGGGAGCCUGACCGACAACUGGAAUGAAGUGGAACCAGAUCCCAACCAGCUGCGGUGGUUGCCAUUCACCAUCCCCAAGGUUGCGGAGAAGAAGGUUGACUUUGUGAUGGGACUGAACACUGUCUGUGGGGCGGGGGAUUCCAGAGCCCGCAACGGGAUCGCCAUCCAUGUGUACACCUGCAACACAUCCAUGAUUGACAGAUCCUUUUAUAACUCAGAUGGAGAUUUUCUCAUUGUCCCACAGCAGGGAAAGAUCUUUGUCACCACAGAAUUUGGCAAGAUGAUUGUGGAACCCAAUGAGAUCUGUGUGAUCCAGCAAGGGAUGCACUUCAGUGUGGAGGUCUUCGGAGAGACCCGGGGCUAUGUGCUGGAGGUGUAUGGAGCCCAUUUCGAGCUGCCUGACUUGGGGCCCAUUGGUGCCAACGGAUUAGCCAAUCCUAGGGACUUCCUGGUUCCUGUGGCCUGGUAUGAGGAUUACACGGUUGCCGGGGGAUACACCAUCAUCAGCAAGUACCAGGGAAAGCUGUUCUCUGCACUGCAGGACCAUUCCCCCUUCAACGUGGUGGCCUGGCACGGCAACUACACGCCCUACAAGUACAACCUGGAGAACUUCAUGGUCAUCAACUGUGUGGCUUUCGACCAUGCGGAUCCCUCCAUCUUCACUGUGCUGACGGCUAAGUCUGUGCGCCCCGGAGUUGCCAUUGCUGACUUUGUCAUCUUUCCCCCACGGUGGGGCAUAGCUGAUCACACCUUCCGACCCCCGUACUACCACAGGAACUGCAUGAGUGAGUUCAUGGGCCUCAUCAAGGGGCAUUAUGAGGCCAAGGAAGGGGGCUUCCUGCCUGGAGGGGGCAGUCUCCACAGCAUAAUGACACCGCAUGGGCCAGACGCUGACUGCUUCGAGAAGAACAGCAAGGCGGCGUUGAAGCCUGAGAGGGUAGCUGAGGGGACUAUGGCCUUCAUGUUCGAGUCCUCCUUCAGCAUGGCUGUCACCCGCUGGGGGAUGGACACCUGUCGGCGCCUUGACAAGGAUUAUUACAGAUGCUGGGAGCCACUGCGGAGUCACUUCGACCCCCACUGGACACCCAGUAGCCAGAAGGCCAAGGCAGGGCCUGGGGGGUGUCCAAGAGCCGCUGCGAGGGAAUGAUGGUCCCUGAACAUAGGAAUUGAACCGGAAACACAGCAUUAUAAACCAAAGCGCUUACAGGCAUGAGAACUGGACCAAGGACACAGGGACCAAGGAGGCUCUCAACAUGUGUACAUGUAUAAUGGGGGUGAAUUACAUGUGUGUGAGACACUCUGACACAUGGGGGCCUUAUCACGCCUCAUUAGACAGCAAUCAGGAAAAUCAGUGUCCCUCUUUUAAACAAUCAGUGUCUGUUCUUCGUAAUACGUCAAGCUUUUGACUUAACCGACACAAUACAUAAAUAAAACCACAGUGUGUGCU
Molecule: messenger RNA, 2285 nt
Organism: Paramormyrops kingsleyae
Lineage: Eukaryota; Metazoa; Chordata; Actinopteri; Osteoglossiformes; Mormyridae
Gene: hgd
Product: homogentisate 1,2-dioxygenase
Biological process (GO): L-phenylalanine catabolic process
Cellular component (GO): cytoplasm
Molecular function (GO): homogentisate 1,2-dioxygenase activity
Source: RefSeq, a predicted model, not a curated record